Molecule: messenger RNA, 842 nt
Organism: Malania oleifera
Lineage: Eukaryota; Viridiplantae; Streptophyta; Magnoliopsida; Santalales; Ximeniaceae
Exons: 1
Coding region: 223-672 (149 amino acids)
Source: RefSeq, a predicted model, not a curated record
UUCCUCCUCGCUUAUGCGCUAAGGCUCUUGAUCAUCAACGGGUUUAAGAAACCCAAGGCCAUUUCUGUAAUUUCAACAUGCAGGCACCCCUCAACGCCUGGCCUCAGGCAACCGCUUGAAUAAAUACCCCCAAUCCCCAAACCAUCGUUUCCAGAUAUCAAAGCGAAAAAGAAAAAAACAGGAGAAAGCAGGCCGCCCGGAAAAUUCAAAAAACCCCUCAAAAUGUCGUCCCAAUUAGUCGCGAGUCACCGGGAAAACGCCGAGAUUUACCGCGGCGAGGCCCUCUGCAAGCAGAAAUCGCAGGAGCUGUUAGACGAGAUCUCGCUGCCGAAGGGCCUCCUUCCUCUAAACGACGUCGAGGAGGUGGGCUACAACCGCGAGACGGGCUUCGUGUGGCUGAAGCAGAAGAAGAAGACGGAGCACUUGUUCAGGAGCAUCAACCGGAAAGUGUCGUACGACGCGGAGGUGACGGCGGUGGUUGAGAAGCGCCGGAUGAAGAAGAUGACGGGGGUGAAGAGCAAGGAGCUCUUCAUUUGGGUCUCCAUUUCCGAAAUCUGCAUUGACGAUCAGGAUCCCGAGAAGAUCAAGUUCGCGACGUCUUCCGGCCUCUCGCGCUGCUUCCCGGUCAAGGCGUUUGAGCUUCAGGAAGACAAUGGCGCUAACAAGAACUAGGGUUUUUAUGUGUCAGGUGGUAAAGUACAACCCUAGCUAAUGGAUUUUGUUGGUUUCCCUUGCUGCUUUUUAUGGUUUUUGAUGUGUUUUCUGGAUUUCAUUUCUUGUGGAUGAUGUGUUUGGAUUCUGACGGGUUGAGUGAUUAUGGAUUUAUGCUCUUUUUUCUUUUU